GACAACCACCUCACUGCAGCGUGCACUCAGGGUGGCCAUAAAGUGAAGAAAUUAGCUCAAUUUCUACUUCUACAACAAAGAACUGCUGCUCUGUAAGUACAGCGAUUUUCUCUUUUCCUUGGUGGAAGUGAGGAAAUGUUUAUUGGGAACUGUUAUUUACAGUACCUUUCACAGGAGUGUCUCAGCCUUGAAGGAGGUCAUUCCCAUCCCUUGAGAGACUGGUGGUUAGGCAGAAAGCGUUUUAGCUGCGUCUGUGGCGCUCCCCAGCCAGACCCUCACGGCCUGUGUGAAUGUCACAGUUGUGCAAACAGCAGGGGGAAGUGCAGCUUGAGACUCCAUGAGAAGCCAGAACGUGCAGCUGCUUGGAAGCUCUGGCACAACAUGCUUUUCCUGUGGUGAGCUGUGGGACGUGCAGCUAGGGCACAUUUCGGGACUGCCUUCAGAAACGCUGCGCAUUAGCAGCAGUCCUCGUGCUGGAAAAUUUGGAAUAAUUUUAAGUCACCAGUCUAUCAGCUGCCUGCUUUGAACACAACUUGACCAGGAUCCGAACACUCCAAAUGCAGAAAUGAUUUGGCAAGUAACGUCUCAUUGGUCACCCCUGGUUACACCCCUGAUUUUUGGUCUGCUUCUGCAAGCACCAUUCACACAGCCUUCCACCAUCACACAGCCAAACUUUGUCCUGUUGCUGGCUGAUGAUCUUGGCAUAGGGGAUGUAGGUUGCUAUGGGAAUGAUACUAUCAGGACGCCCAACAUUGAUCGCCUGGCAGAGGAAGGAGUGAAGCUGACCCAGCACAUCGCUGCAGCCCCGCUCUGCACGCCCAGCAGAGCAGCUUUCCUCACUGGCAGAUAUCCCCUCCGAUCAGGGAUGGAUGCUAUAAACGAUUACCGUGUUAUUUUUUGGAAUGCUGGCUCAGGAGGGCUUCCUCCGAACGAAACCACUUUUGCCAAAAUACUGCAGCACCAAGGCUACAGCACAGGACUGAUAGGGAAGUGGCAUCAAGGUGUUAACUGUGAAUCCCGCAAUGACCACUGCCAUCACCCUUUAAAACAUGGAUUUGACUAUUUCUAUGGGAUGCCUUUCACACUAAUAAGUGACUGUCAGCCAACAGAAACGCCAGAGAUGGACAGAGCCUUCAGGAGGAAACUCUGUCUUUCCACUCAAAUGAUUGGCCUCAUUACACUCACUGCUGUCCUUGGGAGACUGACUGGCUUGAUUCCAGUCCACUGGAGAACACUGACCUGCCUUGCUGGGUUCAGUCUCCUGUUCUUCAUAUCCUGGUUCUCGAGUUAUGGAUUUGUACGGUACUGGAACUGCAUCAUGAUGAGAAACCAUGGAAUUACUGAGCAGCCAAUGGUGACAGACAGAACUACGUCCCUUAUCUUGAGAGAGUCCAUUUCAUUUAUUGAGAGAAAUAAGCACAAGCCAUUCCUCCUCUUUCUUUCCUUUUUGCAUUCCCACACCCCUCUCCUCACCACAGAAAAGUUUCUUGGGAGGAGCAGACACGGUUUAUAUGGAGACAAUGUAGAGGAGAUGGACUGGAUGGUGGGCCAGGUUCUAGAUGCUAUUGACAAGGAAGGCUUGAAAGAAACUACACUAGUUUACUUUGCCUCUGAUCAUGGUGGAUGGCUGGAAAGACAAGAAGGUGAAAGGCAGUUGGGUGGCUGGAAUGGAAUAUACAAAGGUGGAAAAGCUAUGGGAGGCUGGGAAGGAGGAAUCCGUGUCCCAGGGAUAUUUAGAUGGCCAGGAGUGUUACCUGCAGGCACAGUUAUUGAUGAACCUACAAGCCUUAUGGAUAUUUAUCCUACAGUAGUUCAUUUGGCUGGAGGGGAAGUGCCUCGGGACAGGGUGAUGGACGGCCGGGAUCUGCUGCCCUUGCUGCGAGGGGCGGUGGCGCACUCGGAGCACGAGUUCCUGUUCCAUUACUGCGGCGCUCACUUACACGCCGUGCGCUGGCACCAGAAGGACACUGGAGCUGUUUGGAAGGCUCAUUUCAUGACUCCCAUUUUCAGACCUCCUGGAGCCGGGGCUUGUUAUGACAGAGGAUUUUGCCCAUGCUUUGGGGAAGGAGUGGCCCACCAUGAGCCUCCAUUGCUGUUUGAGCUCUCACAAGACCCUUCUGAAGCCAAACCUCUCUCAGCUGACACAGAGCCCCUCUUUGACACUGUCAUAAGGAAGAUUGGCAGAGCCAUAGAGGAACAUCGCAGGACACUGACUCCAGUGCCAGAGCAGCUCUCUGUGUCCAACGUGGUGUGGAAACCGUGGCUGCAGCCGUGCUGUGGGACGUUCCCAUUCUGUUGGUGUGAUAAGGAAAGUGAAAAUAAACUUGUUGACCUAUAAAGGAUAGAACCUGAUACUUUCUCAAAAAUGUA
This is a messenger RNA of Passer montanus (Eurasian tree sparrow), 2370 nucleotides long. RefSeq names its product arylsulfatase D-like. Bases 566 to 2338 code for a protein of 590 amino acids. Lineage: Eukaryota; Metazoa; Chordata; Aves; Passeriformes; Passeridae. The record is from RefSeq and is a predicted model, not a curated record. Gene Ontology annotation, molecular function: arylsulfatase activity. The transcript has 11 exons.